CUGUCGGGGCCACGGCUGGCUAUCUGCGGAUCUGUUAACAGCAGUUGCUCCUCAAGCCCCGUAACCACGGCAUCCUCGGCCAGCGCAGCUCCCGGCGCCGCGACCCUUCCGGGAACCCUUCAGUGAUUUCCUCGUGACAUCCAGGCGUGACGUGAUAUAUCCGGGGUGUCGGGAUUGUUUUCGAUCGAUUAGAAGGUGACCAUGGAUGGCCUGCCGGUCAGACGUAAGAGGAUAGUCGGAGUGGUUCGAUGCCGUUGAUGGGACACAGUGUGCACUGUUUUAUGUUGGACCCCGUGGUUUUACAGUGAUGUAUGUAAGGGGAAAGGGUGAGGGAUACUCGAGACGUAGGUGAACGGUUUCAUCGGAGUCUAUUUGUAUGUACGACAACGCAUCAUCGCCGAUUAUGGAUUCGAUGGAAUGUUGUCUCUAGUCGUGUUUUGAACCGUAGAUUUGUGAAUUUACUGACAGUAUUGGAACGCGGAUUGUGCGUUCACUGGGGCCUCGAAGAUGAUGGAGGUUCAGCAACAGCACUCGCCGGUUGGGGUUGGGCCCUUGGAUUUUUCGAGACGCGGCGUCGCCGAGGCGUCGGCCUUCAGGAUCGUCAAACCAAAACAGCCGCCAUCCGCGAUGCCUCAUCAGCAAUCCGUCCCACCGGAAACCAACAACAAUAACAAUAACGAAAAUGCACAGGAUAAUCUACAAGUUCCACCAGCAAACGAAGGAGGAUGCAGCGUUCGGCUCGUAUUCCCCAGACUCUGGGCACCCUUUGCUAACGCCAACGAGGUCACCAGCCUCCCGCCACUUCCCCGAAGCCACUCCGAGCGCCUCUCCUUCGGCGUGGGAAGGCUGGUGGGAUCCCCGUCGACCAGGAGUCCGUCUCCGGUUCACUCCCUGUCGCCCGAGUCCCCCGGGGACGUGCGGAGCGGCGAGGGGGCGGAAGACGAGGAGGAGGAGGUCGACGUGGACGUGGAGGAAGUCGGCGACGAGGACGAGCGCGAGGCAACCUCCAGCCCGCCGUCGUCGCCGCAGAGCGUGACGAGGAACCCGGCGACGACGCACCCACCGAAACGGUCAGGUGAUAGCUUCAGCGUUUCGGCGCUGCUGAGGCCCGACCCGCCGGCGACUCACCCGCGGAACGAUUCCCCCCUGAGGAACGGGGCGCCCCCCUCGUCUGGUGCCCCCCCGCCGAUCCUCUACCCACCCUUGCACCUCCAGGGUGCCUCACUCCUGCCCCCGCACCCCCACCCGCACCCCUUGUCCUACCUCCACCCCCACCUCCUACCCCACCACCUCCUGCCCCCGCACCUCCACCCCCUGCUUCGCGGAGUUCAUCCUGGACACCCUGGGCUGCAUUCGGCACAUGCUGCGCACGGGCUUCACCAUCCUCAUCCCCUAGGUGAUGUUUACAGUUGCGUGAAGUGCGACAAAAUGUUCAGUACUCCUCAUGGGCUCGAGGUGCACGCGAGACGAUCGCAUAACGGCAAAAGGCCGUUUGCUUGUGAACUGUGCAACAAGACGUUUGGUCACGAAAUUAGUCUGACCCAGCACCGAGCCGUUCACUCUGCGGAGAAGGUGUUCGAGUGUAAGCAGUGCGGCAAGGCGUUCAAAAGGUCAAGCACCCUGAGCACGCACCUCCUAAUACACUCGGACACGAGACCAUACCCCUGCCAAUUCUGCGGCAAGCGUUUCCACCAGAAGAGCGACAUGAAGAAGCACACCUACAUCCACACUGGUGAAAAACCACACAAAUGCCAAGUUUGCGGCAAGGCGUUCUCCCAGAGCAGCAACUUGAUAACUCAUUCCAGGAAGCACACCGGCUUCAAACCCUUCGCCUGCGAACUUUGCGGCAGAGCCUUUCAGCGGAAGGUUGACCUCAGGCGACACCGAGAGACCCAACACGCCGAUCUGGGUGCUCCGACCCACAGGCCUUCGGUAGGCUCCAUAUCCCAAAACAGCCUUGCAUCCGCAAAUCCGUCGAUGAUGCAGUAAUCGAGGGCCCAGCGUGGACGAGUUUUCAAUUUUAGUCUGUAUAAACGCUAGCAAUUCAUUCCGCGAGGGCGCAUCAUGAUUUCUCUUCAAUUCCAAGAAGCAGUAAGUCGGCGAGAAAGAGAUACGUGUAAUAUAAUAAGACAAAAGAAUUCCAUUCCCGGUUUGUUUUAUUCAAGAAACAAAUACCGAGAGUAUACGCUGAAAUUAAACAGAUUUAGCAUUUCCGACUGCGCAUGCGCAAGCUUUGUCGCAUUUUCACACAGGCUGGCCACCUCAUGCUUCAACUGUCAAACGUGGCUUAACUGAGGUUAUGUAGAUGAUACUGAAGUUUUUAGGUUAAGCAGUUGUCAAAUAGUUUAUAUGGUCAUUCGGGAAGGUUUGGCGAAGUUUCAUCGUCAAGUGAAUGAUGACUGAUUAACGGAUAUGAGUCAUCGUAACGACAUAAUUUCAAUUCGCAACUUGACGCGGCAAAGUUUGUCAUCUCAUGCACUGUUUCGAGUAGGUUGGCUCACUAGCCUUGUUUUCAACUGUUUUAUGCAUGCGCAGCUGAUCACUCAGUCUGCAAUUAAUUUCUUCGCUUUCUCUUGGUGUGUUUCUUUCAUGCCAUAUCGAUUUGAAUUUUGAUCCUUGGUUUAAAUUCGGUUUUACUCCAGCAAAUACGCGCGGGCAGGAAGAGUAGACAAUUAUAAUUGGGAUUAUUCAACUGAUUACGGUCUUGAUAAUCUUCUAAUCCGAUCUUUUAUGGAUUCUGCGUAUAAAUUUGAUUAUUCUCCUAAUACGAUGAUCCAGCCUUAACAGCGUGUCGACAAUUCACUCGUCAUACACCUACAACAAGAUUGCUGUUGUCGCAUGUAUGAAUUACAUCAAGAACUCUUGUUCCUAAGCAAACAUAUUGCAUGUUGCAGUAUAAUGAAUCACCUAAGAAUUCUGUCUUAUCGAUUGAAGUACCGAUCGGUAAUACAGAGCGUGCGAUCAUCGACGAUCAGUCUUGAUGAUAUAAUUAUACGAUCUAUGUUCAAACUAAAAUGAUGAAGUCUGGAAAUAUAACUGUUUCCUACAAACGGUGCAAUGCUUCCAAUAUCAGAAUAGAAAAAACUCCAUGUAAACAGAUUUGAAGAAGUACAGAUUUUUCCGGAACUUCAAGUACCGAAAGAGUAAAAAACAACUAGUACGAUAUUCGAUCAUACUGGUCAUUUCAGUUUGGUAACUUACAUUAAAUACUCACAGUGGAAUCUGAAAGACUAGAAUCAAGACAAGUGAAGUGAGAAAACUGACAAUGCAGAAGUGUUAUCGUUAAUUUUUUAAACAUUGCCUCAGCUUGUAUCAUGUAUAAAAUUGAGUUGUGAAAAGUCUUUUCAGAGACAAUUGAAAAACUUGAAAGUUCCUCUAUUCACGAAUUUUAGUACCUCAAAUUGAACAGUCGAGUUCAUAACGGCCAUCUUUGAAAUCGGACCGUUCCGAGACAGUCAACUUUCUUCUUUUUGACUCCUUGUUUCGCGCAUGAUCAA
Diprion similis is the source of this 3497-nucleotide messenger RNA. RefSeq names its product zinc finger protein 205-like. The coding region runs from base 508 to 1989 and encodes 493 amino acids. The transcript is spliced from 5 exons. Gene Ontology annotation, biological process: regulation of transcription by RNA polymerase II. NCBI's taxonomy places the organism in Eukaryota, Metazoa, Arthropoda, Insecta, Hymenoptera, Diprionidae. Gene Ontology annotation, molecular function: DNA-binding transcription factor activity; RNA polymerase II cis-regulatory region sequence-specific DNA binding. The record is from RefSeq and is a predicted model, not a curated record.